AUGGGCUGUCAGGGGGAUUGUCUCCCCAUGGGAAUUCUCCCAGGUGGCAGUGGAAUUGUGCCCACGCUGCAUGCUCGGCUGUAUGGACUUGCUGUUCCUGAGCCCCCUGCCUCCUGCUGGUUCCCAGGGGUGGGUAGAGACCAGGAACUGGAAAUGGAAAGUGAUGAAGCUGGGGUCCUGGAGGAACCGGAAAUGAGGUCAGACAACCAAGCAGAAACAAAUGAAGCCCAAAUUGCCCUGCCCACACAGGGGGACUUUCUCAAUUCCUCAGCAAAAGCCGUCCCGUCCGAGCAGGCUGACAUUCCCAGUUUCCCAGAAAAGACCAUCCUAUCAAAAAAGAGGGAAAUUCUCAAUUCCCCCCAGAAGAACAUCUUGCCCAAGCAGGCUGCCACCCCCAGUUCCUCAACCCAAACCAUUUCACCAAAGCAGGGUGACAUUCCCAAUUUCCCAGAAAAAACCAUCCUGCCAAAAGAGGGUGACAUUCUCAAUCCCCCCAACAAAACCAUCCUGCCCAAGGAGAGUGAGACCCCCAAGUCCUCAGCAGAAACCAUUCUGCCCAAGGCGUGUGAGAUCCCCAAGUCCUCAGCCGAACCCAUUCUGCCCAAGGAGGGUGAGACCCCCAAGUCCUCAGCCGAACCCAUUCUGCCCAAGGCGGGUGAGAUCCCUGAGUCCUCAGCUGAAACCAUUCUGCCCAAGGAGGGUGAGACCCCCAAGUCCUCAGCCGAAACCACUCUGCUCAAGGAAGGUCAGACUCCCAAGUCCUCAACCCAAACUAUUCUACUCAAGGAGAGUGAGACCCCCAAGUCCUCAGCCAAAAUCAUUCUGCCCAAGGAGGGUGAGACCCCCAAGUCCUCAGCCGAAACCAUUCUGUCCAAGGAGGGUGAGACCCCCAAGUCCUCAGCCGAAACCAUUCUGCUCAAGGAGGGUGAGACCCCCAAGUCCUCAGCCAAAACCAUUCUGCCCAAGGAGGGUCAGACUCCAAAGUCCUCAACUGAAACCAUUCUGCCCAAGGAGGGUGAGACCACCAGGUCCUUAGAGGACACGGUCUGGCCCUCAGGAGGCAAUAGCCUGCAGUCAGAGGAAGACGCAGAGUUCCUGGAUGAGGACCUGGUGAAGGUGAUCCUGAGCAAAGAAGACUUUGAGGUGGCGCUAAAGGAAGCUGGGGAGCGGCUGGUGGCCGUGGACUUCUCGGCCACGUGGUGCCAGCCCUGCAAGACCAUCAAGUCCUUCUUCCAGACCCUGUCCCUGAAGUAUGAGGAUGUGGUGUUUCUGGAAGUGGAUGCUGACGAGUGCGAACAACUGGUGAGAGAGUGCAAGGUCGAUUGCGUUCCAACCUUUCAGUUUUAUAGAAAAGAAGAAAAGGUGGGCCAGUUUUCUGGUGCCCUGCACGAAAAACUUGAGACACUCAUUACAGAAUUAAAGUGA
This is a messenger RNA of Rangifer tarandus platyrhynchus (Svalbard reindeer), 1425 nucleotides long. NCBI's taxonomy places the organism in Eukaryota, Metazoa, Chordata, Mammalia, Artiodactyla, Cervidae. The record is from the annotation of a GenBank genome assembly.